AGAGUGAAAGACCGAGAGAGUGAAAAAUAAUGUCCACGCCCCCGAUUUUUCUUCUUUUCAAUUGGUUUGCCACGUAAUACUCGGAUGGUCCAAUCGGCUGGAGGGGGUAUAACAAUAGGACUCGGCCUCGGGGGUCUGUCCCGUACACGCUGCCCGUACAGUCAGCCCUUAUUCAAACAGAUAUCCCCGUCUCUCUCAAUCUGAUCACUGUUUUCAUCACAAUCCGCUCCAACAGUGUUAUUCCUGUCUUCUGACGAGUCACCACACAAUCCGGGUGGUGUUGCUUUUGGUGGUACAUGGUUGUUUCUUUUUUAACUCGGGUGUAGUUAUACUUCUGUGACUAAAAUAGCAGCUUCAAGUAGUUUGGCGAGGUGGAUCUCAACUUUUCUACAACUAUAAUUUAAUUAACACUUUCUUCUCCGUCGACAUUAUGGCCAACGCACAUAAUUACUUGGUGAUAGUGUUUUGUACGACGGCGGGACAGCGAGGGGCACUUCUCGGUACUGACGAAACUGACUUGGUGCUUUUAACGUGGGGCGUCAUAGACGUUGAAACUAACAAGUUGGUGGGUUUCAUUAAACAGUCAUUUGUGAGGCCAGACUCGGACAGUGUCGAGGUAUCUGAUGACCUGUGCAAGGCCCUUGGGGUUCAGCGAGAUGUCUUCAAAGGAGCUGCCAAGAUGGAGAAAGUUCUCCAGCAGUUCGAAGAUUACCUAUACAAGGAGUUGAACUUGAGCCAGGGAAACACACUUUGUCUCAUCACAGAUGGACAGCUCCACAUACGACAAUGUAUACACCCGCAGUCCCUGAACAAGAGUGUCGAGCUUCCAGAAUUCUUCCACUCCUUCUUCGAUCUGAGAAAGGAGCUACACAAGUUCCAUCCGGGUGCCACCACAAUUACCACGGUCAAGGACAUGGCAGAUUAUUUAAAGAUUGAUACAGGAAACUACAACUUCACAGAAACUGGUCUGGAUGAGUGUCGAGCUAUGGCAAGCAUUGUUCAGAGGCUCAUCGGCGAAGGACAUAGGUUUACGAAUCCCGAUCAAGUCCGUAGGAAAUACGAGCCCGGUACCUUUGAUAAAACAGAGACUGUUCCAGACAACUCGGUUGUCAAAGCUAGAGGUCUACCGUGGCAAGCAUCGGACAGGGAUGUCUUCCGGUUCUUCAAGGGUCUUAAUAUUGCAAAGGGUGGAGUGGCAUUGUGUUUAAACCACUAUGGCAGGAGGAAUGGCGAGGUCAUGGUGCACUUUGUAUCGUCCCAACAUAGAGAUAUGGCCUUGCAGAGACACAGGCAUAACUUGGGCAACCGAUAUGUAGAGGUUUUCAAGGGAACAAGUGAAGAAUUUAUCAAGGUUGCAGCAGGGACCUCUCGCGAUGCUGCCAUGUUCUUAUCCAGGGAUGAUGGGCACAUCAUUGUCCGCAUGAGGGGAUUGCCAUUUACUGCCUCUGCAAAAGAAGUUGUUGACUUCUUCGGGCCAGCCAUUCCUGUCUCUAGUGGUGAAGAAGGGAUACUGUUUGUGAAACAGCGGAAUGGGAAGAUGACUGGCGAUGCCUUCGUUCUCUUUGCCACUGAGGAGGCAGCCAAUAAGGCUCUGGAGAAACACAAGGACUACCUGAAGAAUAGAUACAUUGAGAUCUUCCGCAGUACAACAGCUGAAGUACAGCAGGUUCUUUCCCGCCUCCACUCAGAGCCCCUCAUGCCAGAGGGUCCUCCAACCUCCAACGUCAUGGUCCCCAAUAUCAUCCACCCACCCCAAGCUCACAUCAUGCCACAGCCGCACCACGCCUCCUUUGUACCCCAGCAACUCAUUACCUGCGGAAUGGUGAGGGACUGCAUCAGGAUGCGGGGACUCCCCUUCAAGGCGUCCAUUGAUGACAUCAUGAGGUUCUUGGGAGAGACGGCGUCGUUCAUUCGCCCGCAUGGAGUCCACAUGGUUUACACCAUGCAGGGCAAUCCCACAGGAGAAGCCUUCAUCCAGAUGAUGGCUGCAGAGAAAGCUCUGCUAGCUGCCCAGCUGUGUCAUAGGAAGUACAUGGGUGAGCGAUAUGUUGAGGUCUUCCAAUGCUCCGGAGAUGAGAUGAACUUAGCCCUGAUGAGUGGAGCCAGAAAUAAGGCAACUAUUCAGACACAGCAAGUAGUACCAAGUGCAAUAGCACCAACAACUCCCCCGUUCCCCUACCAGCAACAACUCCACUCUCCCAGUGCUCCCGGUUCCCUCAUCCCCACCACCGCUGCUCUUCCUACCAUUCAUCAGCAGACUCGCCAGCAGACUACGCACACCUACAUCCAGCAACCCUUGUAUUACUUCCCGAGUCCCCCGGUAUCACCAACGACCAGCCAGUUGUACCAUCACCCCCAUGCCAAUAAUGCCAUUAUCCGACUGAGGGGGCUGCAUGUUGGAGCUACCCCGCAAGAGGUUGCCCAGUUCUUCCAGGGAUAUGGGGUCCCUGCAGAGAAUGUGCAGAUGCAGUAUAACGGGGACGUCUUGGUACCUUUCUACUCUCAGGAGUUGGCCAUCAAAGCUCUCCAGGAGAAGCAACGCCACUACACUGGCAAGAUGGAACUCUUCAUGACCUAAACAGUUAACAUUGGGAAAACAAAAUUCAGCAUCAGAAAACAUGGGUGGUUGGAAUCUGCUCUCUGUGUAAAUUAAACACCACGCAGGAAAGCAGUGAUCGACAUUUUUUGAAGUACCUUGAAAAUGCUACGCAAGUUUUGUCUCUGUUUGGUAAUAAGACUCAAAACUAUACAGGUUUUUCACUGAGUAGAUACAAAACACAACUUGGAUGUAAUUUAUGUUUACACUGUAAAUACAUCGGACCGUCAAAUUCAAAGGGAUCCCUGGCAACAAAAAUGCUAAGCAGACAAGUUUGCCUUUAAGCAUGUUCUGUCGAUAAGCACUUAGCUUCCCUACACUUUUGCUGGUUAGCACAUGAAACGAGUAAGUGCCUGUUAUAAAGCAGGGCUGUUCUUUCGACAAACUUGCUCAGCAGAGCUCUUGUUCCACAGGGAACAAUCUUUGGUCCCUGAGAAUAAAUUUCAACAAAUGUUAUCUCACUGUUGCUACACAAUAUAGAGGUGUGAACAAACUACAUUGGUUUCAAUUGCCCCAAAACAUCCGUAUAGACUCUCUGCACACUAAAAAUGUGCCUUUUUAAAAUAUUAUAUUAACGAAUACAGAAUUUUGCACUUCCAAGUGUGGAUAUAUAUUUAAGAAAUCUUAAUAUUGUUGUUUAAAUAGCAAUUUAUUUGUUUAGUAAUUGUUUAGAACUUAUUCAAGACUUUACACGUUUUGCACAUUUUGAUUUUUUUUAUGCCUCAAGUUUACCUCUAUGCAUUUAUUCCCCUUUAACUCUUUGAGGGGAAUAUGGCAUUUAUAACUAAACCUUUCUGUGCCUUGUAUAUUCGUAGAUUAGGCCGUAGUUGCUAGACUAAACCUUCUCUGUGUGCACGCUACAAAAGUAAAUUAAGCUUUUGUUUUUUUAACACGGUGUGCAUCCCAAUUUUUGUAUUCGCGAUGUUUUGUGUUCAAAGAACAUUUCCAACUCGAUGGCUUCCAUGAAAGCGUUAAUGCUCAACUCUGAAUGCUUUAAACUAAAUCAACUCUUCCAGAACAGGCAGUCCUGGGCUUCCAAUGGUGUAACAAAUUCAACUUUUUUUUUUAAUAUAGUCAUAAUUUUUGUGUGUGACGUGUUUGGCACAUCAAAUAUUAUUUUUGCGUACAUCCCAUUUUAUAAAGUAUUUCUGGCUUUCACAAAUUAAAGGCCUAAAUAAUUAUAGGCUUUAAUCUAAAUCCCAUUGGCAGCGGCCGCAGAGACUUCUAACUCGACUCAUCUCUGAACAUACUUGUAGUGUACAUCUUUGAAACUGUUCCAGAUGUCAUAUCAAUGCAAACAGAUAUAAAUUUUAACUUAAAAACCUCAACAUAUAAUGGAGUGGUGUCUUAAUAAUAAGAACUUGGUUUAGAUUUACGUUUAGAAUCUGUAACUGGUGUUACUUCAAAAACAGAGACUUUUAUUUUAUAGGUUUUUAGAUGGUAGGUGUUGUCUGUCAGAUAAUAACCAAGAAUAGUUAACAGGUCCCAGAAGGGGCAGGGUUCUUAAGGUGUCUGAGGAAAAUAACAAUUGGUGUUGAGAUAUUUCACGAGGCACUAAAGCAUUUGGCACCACUGCCUGCGUAAAUUUCAGGUUAAAGUGGACCUAAAUCAUGACGUUGUGAGCAGUAGUGGGCCAUUUCAAAGACUUGUAUUUCAUGGAGGGCAGGGCCAUUUUCUUUUUGCCUUGGGCGCUUCCAUUGGAAAAGUUUGUUGAAAUUUGUUGAACCAAGGCCAGUAGGGGCAACAGAGACCAUGGCUAAGGCCUCCAUGUAAUUCAGGUCAGAUUUUUUAAAGGCCUUCUAGUCUCACGUUUCUAUUUAUUUGAAACAUAUGAAGGAAAACGAAAUGGCUGCUCCAUGAUAGUGGGUCUUAAAUUUGCCUCCGUCACAACAUAAUUCUGGUUAACUUUUGGUUUGUUUUGUUUCCGUAAUAGGGGUUUUACAGGUGAUCUAAAAAAAAAGGUUACAGGUGAUUGGAAAUAACGCAAAUAUUCUUGCCACCAAAAGAAGUAAAUAACAAGAAAAAAUUGUUCUCCGGUAAAACAGACAAUUAAAGUCAUGUUACUCUAAGUACUGGAUGGGGUUCUUUGGGGAUGCUCGUUUAAGUUGGCCUGAAAACUCCACCCGCUUUAACGCAAAUGCUCUCCUGCCUAUGACAAGGGUUCAAGUGAGUCUUGGUCAUGCUUGAUGUCGUCCUAGGGGAAUCCCCCUUUUGAUUUGACGCAAUAUUAUUAUUUUCUUUUAAAAGCUCUCAGUAUUAUUUAUCUGAAGUAACAAUUAUACAACCUUCUCUAAAUAAAGCAUCGUAAUGGGCAUUGAUUAAGUGUAGGUUGUUUUUCUGUUUGUGAAGGGGGGGGGGUUACAAUAGGCACAAAAACGCUCAAUAUUCUAAAAUUUCUAUUUUGUUUAAUCAUGUCCAAAAUUCAUGGGUCACAGCUUUUAGGUUUCGGAACAAUUGACUUUUCAGACCUUCUUUAAACAGUACAGCAUCAGUUCAAACAUUUACAUAAUUGAAAGAGUACUUUUUUUAAGUUUUCAUAUUCUGGAAACCACUGUAUUUUGUAAUAUCAAUACAAAGUAAACCUUACAGUAAAAUGUUUUAAUUUGUUCAUUGUUCAAAAUGAUAAUAUGUUUUAAUAUUACUUUGCAAGUAUUUUUCCUGGAAUUUGUAUGUUGCACUCCAGUUUUAGAAAUAUUUGUAGCCUUUUGAGUUUUAAAGUUAAAUCAAAUUGUAUUCUUGAAUACUUCCAACAAUUACACAAUAUAAUGUGUGUUUGAAUAUUUAAAUAUUGCUGAAAAGCAAAGUGAAGAUCUGUUAUUGUAUAUUUACGCAUUAAAUUUGUUUUUUGUUUUAGUAAAGAAAAAAAUGCCUGUAUUUGUUUACAUAAUUAAAGCAAAAUGCUAUUUAAUAAAGGUUUUAGCACAACGCUUGCAUUCAGUCAUUGGAAACUAGCUUUGAUGCGGUGAAACGCCUCCCAACUCGCAUCUACAAGGAAAUCAAGGAGAUAAAUUGCGCUGCUUUCACAAUAGACAAAGUAAUGUUCCCUUUCGUUCCAUUUAAAGAGCAUCUACACUUUUCAGGCCAGAAUCGUGUACAACUCUACACAUAUUGCUUUCAUAAAAUCACGGAAUGAAUGGAUGGUUUCAACUGAAAUUUUACAGUUUCACAGAAUGGCAAAUUUCCUUUAUUAUAAUGGUGUUUAUUUUUUAAGAGAUUGCAGUAAUAAUUAGCUUAGUUGCGCACAAUGUAUUCCCCCCUGCAUCAAUGUUCAUGAAGCAAAAAACAAUUUGUUCCCUGAAGUGUACAUAUUCUUCAACAGUUAAAAUAAAAUACAAUAUAAUAAAUAAAAAAAAAUAAUAAAAAUAAAAAAAAACAUUCCAUAAGAAUUAUUAUUAAAAAAAUAGUCUGAGCAGCAAUAUUAUUUUUGUAUGGCAUUCCCCUCUUUGAAGCUUUUAAUUCCAAGAAAUUCACCCUCUUAAAAAUAGAUAAUACAAGUAUCCGUCGCGCUUACACAUGAAUAAUAUUCGGCUUAAAAACACCUCCAAAAUACACACAAAAACCAACAUCGGCACAGAUAAGGGACACAGAUUUUUGCCUGGAACAUUUUCGUGUGCGCUGCUCUAGUGCGGCCUGCACUAGAAAACUGAUUAUGCUUUUUUACAUUGGAUCAGGCAUACCUCCAUUAUCAGAGUCCAACAGUGGGUCUUGAGUAAUACCAAUAUGUUGGUGGGUUUUGUUAGAGUGAGGAAGGAUCCUAGUAAAUCACUGGGCUAACUAAAUCUGCUUGAGUUUUGUGAAAACGCCUUUAAUUCAUUGUGAAUUUUGUUCCCGUCGUAAUGUUCUGUCGGCCUAUAUUUAUAAUGGACAAGUGUGGUAUUCUGUUAUUGUGCACAAGGGUCAAUGUUUCUAUAGCUGCAAAGCUGGCCUAAAGAAUGCAAAAAUGCAUAAACAGACAGUAUUGUAACAUGUGCUUAUCUGUGUGGUCAAACUACCUUUUUUUGCUACAAUGUUUUUGCUUCCUAUCAUGUAGAUUAAGCUUUGCAGCGAGAUCAAAUUUGGCUGUGUAAUUUCAAUAGUUGUGCAAAAACUUCUCGCUGUCCAACUGCCUUUAACCUGCUGUACUUUACGCAUUCAGUGCAAUAAGAUGAAGUACACAUGUAUACAGACUACCAGCAAUAAACUACUGACUGAAUGUUAAUCUCGUGUGUUUUAAUAGAACAGUACCGAACAACAAUCGUGUUCUUCCAUAGGAAACCAUUAACCUCCAAUCUAACAAACUUAGAGAUCUUCCCAAUUUAUAUUGUACAUUUAUAGUCUAAAUGUAUUAUUGUUUACUGCACCUUAAAAAAUGAAAUUGUAAAAAGUCGUUCACAGUGUACUUCUGAAUAAAGUGAGAAAGUGAUAUCAA
Asterias rubens (European starfish) is the source of this 7004-nucleotide messenger RNA. Its product is annotated as epithelial splicing regulatory protein 1-like. Gene Ontology annotation, biological process: regulation of RNA splicing. Gene Ontology annotation, cellular component: ribonucleoprotein complex; nucleoplasm. The record is from RefSeq and is a predicted model, not a curated record. Gene Ontology annotation, molecular function: mRNA binding. The transcript is spliced from 14 exons. Lineage: Eukaryota; Metazoa; Echinodermata; Asteroidea; Forcipulatida; Asteriidae. The coding region runs from base 431 to 2578 and encodes 715 amino acids.